This is a messenger RNA of Nymphaea colorata (pocket water lily), 1175 nucleotides long. RefSeq names its product ER lumen protein-retaining receptor A-like. Lineage: Eukaryota; Viridiplantae; Streptophyta; Magnoliopsida; Nymphaeales; Nymphaeaceae. The transcript is spliced from 6 exons. Gene Ontology annotation, cellular component: membrane; endoplasmic reticulum; cis-Golgi network. Gene Ontology annotation, molecular function: ER lumen protein retrieval receptor activity. Bases 220 to 867 code for a protein of 215 amino acids. Gene Ontology annotation, biological process: endoplasmic reticulum to Golgi vesicle-mediated transport; protein retention in ER lumen. The record is from RefSeq and is a predicted model, not a curated record.
AGAGAGAGAGAGAGGCGAGAGACACUAAAAGCGGAACCGCCAGACAGAAGGGCUUCUCUCUCUUUCAUUUUUCUGUUUUCCCUCCUCCUGAGAGAAAUCCCACCGGAAAAGGAAUUCCCACGUUGGUCACGAGAGGAGAGUCUCGAAGAAGCAACUCCAAAAGAAAACCCCUUUCUCUCCUUCUCCUUGUUGCUCCAGCUCUUGCAUCUCGACGGCGCCAUGAACAUCUUCCGGUUGGCCGGGGACAUGACCCACCUAAUCAGCGUCCUCGUUCUCCUCCUGAAGAUCUACGCGACGAAAUCCUGCGCCGGGAUCUCUUUGAAGACUCAAGAGCUUUACGUGUUUGUGUUCAUCACUCGCUACUUGGAUCUGUUCACUGAUUUCAUAUCACUCUACAAUGCUGUCAUGAAGGUGGUCUUCAUUGUUAGCUCACUAGCAAUUGUUUGGUGUAUGCGUGCACACCCCAUUGUAAGACGAACUUAUGACAAAGAUCAAGAUACCUUCCGCCACUAUUUUCUUGUAGCAGCCUCCUUUCUUCUGGCAUUACUUGUUCACGAAAAGUUUACUAUUAGAGAGGUCUUUUGGGCGUUCUCUAUAUACUUAGAGGCGGUGGCCAUUCUUCCACAGUUGGUUUUACUACAAAGGAGUGGGAAUGUUGACAAUCUGACUGGGCAAUACGUUUGCUUCCUUGGGGCUUACAGGGCAUUCUAUUGUCUCAAUUGGAUUUAUCGCUACUUGAUGGAGAAACACUAUGUUCGGUGGAUAUCUUCAAUCUCAGGUUUUGUGCAGACAGCUCUUUAUGCAGAUUUCUUCUACUACUACUUUAUCAGCUGGAAGAAUAACGCCAAAUUACAAUUGCCAUCUUGAAGAAUUGUUGUAAUGCAUCUUCUGAAAAUCAGUUGAAGUCUUGUUCUGGUUCUUAGAUUACGUUGCCAACAUUCAAGAGCCAGUUACGCAUAGGCCUUGGCUAUUUACAUGGGUGGUUUCGAUUUGUGUCAGAAACUCCAGCUCUGCCCAUCAAUGUGGGAAGAGAGGGAUAUUUUGUUCAUCGAGUAUGAGAGCCUCCAUAUUCAUGACAAAUCUUAACAUUUACCUUUGGCAUUUGUGAAGUUGACGCGCUGUUCCUGUAUAUUUAGUUGAAAUUUCCGAUAUCAAUAGAAGUUUGUAUUCAUUUA